Messenger RNA from Heterocephalus glaber (naked mole-rat), 4095 nucleotides. NCBI's taxonomy places the organism in Eukaryota, Metazoa, Chordata, Mammalia, Rodentia, Bathyergidae. The record is from RefSeq and is a predicted model, not a curated record.
AUGGACGAAGCCCACAGCCUCGGAAUUUUGAAAGAUUCUGUCGUUUUUGAGCACCGCCUUGCAGAACAGCGACCUGAGGACCGGAGCCAGCGAAGCGGUCGCACCGACACAGAGGCGCAAAGGUUCUGGCCGCUGCGUGACCGGCAGGCGGGUCCCAGCGCCAGGCCUCACCUUUCUCGGGCAUCUCCGCUCUCGGAACGGUUGCCCGAGCCCGCACGCAUCUCCCCUGGUCACCAUUCCUGCCACACUGUAGGCAGCACCCCAGAAAGGGACUGCAAGUCUACAUCACCCAAAGAGCAAGUCUUUGCCAGAGACUGCAGCAGAGGUCUUCGAGGAGGCGGAUCUCGGCUGUGCCUCGUCCUGGGGAGUCUGCUGCGUACCCGCAGGCCGGGAGGGAAGGAUGCGAUCGGACUGCGCGCUUUGCCCCCGGGGAAGGAAGGCUCCUUUGGCUCCACCGAGGCCCGCGGUCCUGCGGGGCCCUGCGCCCGGGCUCUGUUUUCCCGCCGCUGUGGGAAGCCGCACGACGCGGGUCUGCCUCUGGGUGGCGCCAACCACGCGCUCGCAAUCGAGUGGGAGGUUUCGGAGGGCGGCGGGUCCGAGGACUUCCGCCGGGCCUUCCCGCGCCUCCUCCCUCCCGUGCACCUUCUCCGGUCUGCCGGGGUUUGGCGCUCGGGCCUUCCCGUAGACCAGUCUGACCCAGCCCCGAGGGUUUACUGCCCUCCCCGUGGACUCCUGGAAUUGGGGCCUUUGCAAUCAGGUUUGCAGCGAGCGUGGUUAGGGGCGGGGGCGCGGCCGUCCGCCGGUCGGCGCUGGGUCCUCCGGCGGGAGAUUCCGAACACGAACACGAGGAAUCCGAAGCGCGGGACAUAUGGCAAUGCUGUCUUCUGACCGGACUUCUGUAAUACACCUUAGAGCGCUAGAUCAUUUUCCCAGAGGAAAAAUGUAUUUGACAUUUUGGGUCCCAGGGGAAGAAGCAGAGAAAGGACGCUGGAGAUGCAAAUUUUUCAUUUCAUGAUUUCAAUCUCACAAAUAUGAGUAGAGAAAUCCAAGGAGCUGGGCUCCAGUCCCGGGACCAUUCCUACAGUAACGCUGCCGGCACUGAGUAAGCUCCCGAGCGCCCCUUGGUGAAUUAGGCAGGCUUCCUCAAGAUCCAGAAAAUAACAACAGGUCUCAAAAGGGCUUCAUUUGUCCCAGAUGUGUAGUGUGUGAAAGUCUUUCAACACCAAAGGUGAGAUCUGCCCCUGAGGAAGUCGAGGCUGAUUCACAAACGCGGCGCUCAAAAGACUGUGUGCCCUGCGCUUCGGCUGGCAGCAGCUUGGCAGAGGCCGUCUCUGCAUGUCCUGGAGCCGUGGAGCCCACAGGCCUUCCCGGGACCCCACUGGCAGAGCGGGAACAGGGCAGCCAGGAGGGAGCUCGUGCCUGAAAGCGAAGGAGCUGGGUGCUGGUGGACGAGCUCUUCUCUGUUGGCCCUUGGUGGUGGUGAUGACCUAGCACAGUGAGCAGGUCCCGCGUGCAUCCUGCGACCUGUGUGUGAGGUCUCAAGAAUGUCCGCCGUGGACACCGACGCUGGACAACUUCUGGUGCUGAGUGGGAGUGAGAUGAGACCUCUGCCGUUAGCAGCCCAGGAGCACCGCUGAGCGCAGAGUGGAAGUGCGGGCUUUCUCCAGGGGCCAGGAAUGCAGAGACCAGACCAUUUUUCUCCGCAAUGAAUUCUAUCCCAUCUUCAGAACCAGGUCCCCCUCUUUUGGGGACACACAGGUAGAAUGAGGGUUAUUUGGGAACAACCAGAGCAGACAGGCUGCGGACAAAAGGUCAAACUCAGCCAUCUUGGGUUCAGGUGCAAAUCACAGGUGGUUCAAGGCCGCCUUCCCAGCACGGGCUUCUGACUCGCGUCCUGACCCGGGCACUGGGUUGCUCAGCGGGGCCUGCAGAGAACUCGGCCUCGGGACAGACCCUGCACUUGCGUCCUGCGGUGGAGGAUGAGGGGUCCACUGCACAAGCCCUGAGCCCGUGUGCAAAUGCCAGAGGGCAGCUGGGGUGGCGAGGCCCACAGGUGAAGGGCUGCGUCUCAGGGUGGGGAAGUGGGGCUGAGGGGCACUCGCCAUGCUGUGGUGGGGAUUGAGGACGAUGCAGAGCUGGGCAGCUGUGCUUGAAGACCAGUGUGAGGACGGAGGGUGGACACUGAGCCCCUCUGCCUGGGCCUGCUCCUGUCCAGCAGGCUGCACUCACAGAUCUGCUUUGGUCAAGGGCCUGCCCUCUCCUUGCAUUAAAUAUCUGCCAUUGACCCUGGAACUCUCCUCUCCCCAUGGCUUAGAAUUCAUUAUUGCCUUUAAUUAUAUUAGCUUUCAAUUUAGCCCCUGUCUAGCAGGAUCUCUCGCUAGGACUCUCGACUCUCCCUGGUAUAACAGCCGCAUCCGCCUGCCUGGCAUAACCUCACCCAGCCCUAAAUCAGAGAUGCCCCGCUCCUUUCCAUGGGGAGCAGCACUUAGACACCAGUGCUGAGAGGCUCCGUGUGAUAAUUGCUCCUAUGACACCCGCUUCUUGGUCUUUUUGAUGGAAAGACCUAGGAAGUGCAGGUGUGUGUGCCCCUGUCACUGUCAGCGAGCACGGACACCACCUGCUCACAAGCACGUACAUAUCGUGGGACUCCGAGCUCAUAUCUAAACACCAAGUCCACCCCACCUUCAUGGCGUUCUUCCCUGCAUUCCCCCGUUCUGUAUUUAUGGGGCCCCCCACCCCUUCCAUACCAAGACCUGGAGCUCCAACCACAGCAGCAGAUUUCCUCACCUGCUCUGCCCUAUGCAGAGGACUGUAAUAUCAAUCAUGCCCAAGGCAGGCUGUGAAGAGUUAGCACUGCAGUUGGCUAGUUUAUAGAAGUGAGUCUGGCGGAAGGCUGUGAGCCGAGGUCAGAGUAACUCGCACCCAGAGUCUGUUCCCACAACUAAAACCUUCAGACUAGAAGGACAGUGUUCCAAUUACAACCAUAUAUUUGGUCCAUUCUAUUCCUAAUUCGAGAAUGCUUUGUCUUGUCCUUUAUGAGCCUUGUUUACAUUAAUUUCCAUAGAAACCACAGCCACCUUUACCCCAUUUGAUUACCAGUAAAAGUCAGUGCCUGGGACGGGCCAGGGCCUUUGUCGGUCGCACCGGCACCGGUCGUCCUGGCGCCCGCUUUCUCUCUCCUAGUUCUGUCUCUCAGUGUAUUCUUUUUCUCAGGCCUGCAUCACACACUGGGCAGGUGGGGACUGGAACCUGACUACAGGGGUCUCUGGCAGCCCUAGAUUGCCCCUGCCAUAGUUUCAGGAUUGCUUUGCCCAUCUAUUACCGAAAAACAUCCACUAAAAAGAAGUCGGCAUUUGUUUACAGUUCUCCAGCCCCACCCACACCCCUCGACCCAGCAUGAGGCAAACUGUGCUAUACUCUGAGCACGGAUCGUGUGCUUCCUCUUCAUGUGUCGAAGGUGUGGAGUAGAACUGAGUUCCUUUGCCGUAGUUUGCUUUCAGUAGUUUUUUGUCAAUUGAAUACUAACUUUUGAAAAUGUAGAACAUUCACAUGGCUUCAAAAGUUAAAGACAAAGCCAGGUGUGGUGGCACAAGCUUGUAAGGUUGAGGUUGAGCACUUCUGCGGCUGAGGCAGGAGGAUCACACGUGAGUUGGAGGGCAGCCUGUGCUACAUAGUGAGUUGAAGGCCUGCCUGUCUCAAAAACAAAACAAACCAAAAAGCUAAAGACAUAGCAAAAAGUAUACUCAAAGAAAUGUGCUUCCCACAGCCCUCUUUUUUCAAAACUGCUACCAUCUUUUUAGGUAACCAGCUUCAAUAUUUUCUGGUUUAUCUUUGUUAUAUUUCCUUUUCAGAAAGAAAAAACAGGUAAAGUAUAGUUUUUCUAUUUUCCUUUCUUGGAAAAAAUCCUGUAAUAUUCAUCUCCCCCCCCCAUCAAUAUCAACCAAUGCCCUGUUUCUGGAAUUUAAAGUUAGCUAAAAGGCUUGUAAGGGGUAAGGAGGCAAAAUAAGGUGUAAAAGGCUUCAGGGACUUCCAAACAAGGUUAUUUUCAAUCGCAAAGUAAAAGAAUAAAACAGUUCCAUCUCGAGCACAUUUGUA